Molecule: messenger RNA, 1552 nt
Organism: Micropterus dolomieu (smallmouth bass)
Lineage: Eukaryota; Metazoa; Chordata; Actinopteri; Centrarchiformes; Centrarchidae
Gene: slc67a1
Product: solute carrier family 22 member 18
Exons: 10
Coding region: 207-1481 (424 amino acids)
Biological process (GO): transmembrane transport
Molecular function (GO): transmembrane transporter activity
Source: RefSeq, a predicted model, not a curated record
UAACGUUACUUCGGUAACGCCUCCUUGUCGGUUCCAAAGUGCAACUAACGAGAAGUUCGCUAACGAAAGUGCAGGUCAAAGAAUAUUUUACCGGACAACUUGCACCUCGCAGUUUGAUUCCCCUGCCUGUUCCAUAUCUGCGGUUCGGUAACAGAAAAUUAACAUUAAUGUGACCAAAACGUUUGAUUUUUCUGCAAAAAAGCAAAAUGAGUCGAAGAGGAGAAACAACCGAGGAAACCUCCAGAGCUUCACUUUCCUCCCAGACUAACGCUGAAGACCAACCAAAGAGGAUGAAAAUCAUUUACAUCGUCUACCUCAUCGCUGCUUUGGAUAUCACGUGGAUGUUUUUACAGUUUUCUGUAACUCCUUAUUUGGCAAGGAAACUUGGCUUCAACACCCUGUGGUUUGGUUAUUUGCAAACUAUGGUAGGAGUAAUCCAGCUGGUUGGGGGGCCAAUGUUUGGAAGGUUUGGAGAUAUCUUCGGAGCACGAGCAGCCUUGUCUCUGGCAUGUUCUGCAACCGUUGUUUUCUUUCUGCUGCUGGCCAUAGCGGACCAUCCUGCCAUGCUGUUUGUCCACAAACUCCCCACAGUCUUCAUGCAUGUCCUCCCUGCAUCUCAGAUGGUCGUUGCAGACCUUUCAGAACCUGAAAAACGGGCAGAUGCUUUAUCCAAACUAGGCCUGUGUUUUGGCAUCGGUAUGAUAGCUGGCUCCACGUUGGGCGGCCAUCUUAACACACGUUAUGGGGAGACAUUUACUGCUUGUUUUGGUGCUGUGGGGAGUGCCUUCAGUUUACUGUUGGUUUUAAAGUUCAUCCCGAAAACUACCAAAGCUCAAGCUCCAACAACCAACACAGACAAUGCGAACAGAAGCAGGUCAAUAUUCAACGUGGGAGAAAUCACAAGACUGAUGAAGUUUCAGGGUGUGGCACCGACUUUUCUUGUGAAGAUAGUUGCGGGUUUGCCAUCAGGCAUAUUUCAAGUUAUGUUCUCCAUCAUUGCAUUGGACUUCUUCAAGCUGGAACCUGAGCAAAAUGGCUAUCUGAUGGCUUAUUUUGGCAUUGUCCAAAUGGUUAUUCAAGGAGGAGUGAUCGGUCGGCUUACAGCGACAUACUCUGAGAACUCGCUGCUGCUUCUGUCCAUCGGAGUUUCUUCUUUGGUGGGACUGGCUCAGGCUUACAUGCAGAAUGUGUUCCAGUUCUGCCUCAUCGUGCUGCCGAUGAUGUUUUCUCUCAGUGUGUUUAAUGUCAUCACAGACAGCAUGCUCACCAAAAGCGUACCGUCCUCUGACACAGGCACAAUGAUGGGACUGUGUUCAUCUGUCCAAUCUCUGCUUCGCACAGUCGGACCGACUGCUGGCGGCUUCCUGUAUAUGAACUACGGCAUUUCCUCUAUAGGUUUAAUCCAGUUUGUUGUAAAUAUUGCUGUGUUCGUGCACCUGCUGCAGCGUCGCCUUAAAAAGACAGCUGAGCAAAAGCAAUGAAAAUGUUAGCCUUGGAAAAGUUUCUCUUCAUCUCCUGUUUUUUGAAAAACUAAUAGAGGGGAUGUAAAUCA